This is a messenger RNA of Trichogramma pretiosum, 1323 nucleotides long. RefSeq names its product GPI mannosyltransferase 1 (gene PIG-M). The coding region runs from base 12 to 1235 and encodes 407 amino acids. Gene Ontology annotation, molecular function: GPI mannosyltransferase activity; alpha-1,4-mannosyltransferase activity. The record is from RefSeq and is a predicted model, not a curated record. Gene Ontology annotation, biological process: GPI anchor biosynthetic process. Gene Ontology annotation, cellular component: membrane; glycosylphosphatidylinositol-mannosyltransferase I complex. The transcript has a single exon. Lineage: Eukaryota; Metazoa; Arthropoda; Insecta; Hymenoptera; Trichogrammatidae.
CAAAGUUCAAAAUGAGUAAACAAGCUGUAAUGGGUGUUAGCACAAAAGCUCCAAAAGUAGUAGCUAAAAAGAAAACUGCCCAGCCUAAUGGUAUUGUGUCAGUACAAAUUCAUUGCGUAAUUGCAUUUCUAUUGAGACUCAUUCUCAUCACUUACUCAAACUAUCAUGAUAAAUAUUUUAAAGUUCCAUACACCGAUGUGGAUUAUAAAGUAUAUACAGAUGCAGCACGGUAUAUUACCAAAGGACAAUCUCCAUAUGAUCGUCAUACUUAUCGAUAUACACCAUUACUUGCCUUGUUAAUGACACCAAACAUUUACAUUCAUCAAGAUUGUGGCAAAGUUUUUUUCUCAGUUGUAGAUAUAUUGGUAGCCAAGAUAAUGAGGAAACUUUUAAUUAGACAAAAUUUCAAGCAACAAACAGCCAAUUUAUGUGCUCUGCUGUGGUUGUACAAUCCAUUAGCAGUAGUCAUAUCAACUAGAGGAAAUGCAGAUUCACUUGCAGUUUAUUUGGUUUUAUGGACUUUGUAUUUAUUGCAAAGCGAUCAUAUAGUCAUGGCAGGAAUUGUUCAUGGAUUAUCUAUUCAUUUCAGACUCUAUCCCUUGGCUUUCAGUCUAGUAAUGUAUAUUUAUCUCCAAGAAAAGAACUUAUUUUUACCAAAUAAAAAACAGCUUAAAUUGAUUGUGCCAUGUGCACUUACUUUACUCGAUUUGACAGCUAUUUUCUAUGGGCUAUAUGGUAAGAAGUUUUUAGAUGAAAGUUUUAUUUACCAUUUAGUCAGGAAAGAUGUGAGGCAUAAUUUUUCAGUUUUCUUUUAUAUGCUGUAUCUUUCAGCAAACGAAGGUCCUUCUUUGGUACAAAAAUUUCUCACAUUUCUACCUCAAGUUUCAAUAUUGGUAGCUCUAGCUUUUCGUUACUCGACUAAAGAAAAGUUACCGUUUGCAUUUUUUACCCAAGCGAUAACGAUGGUAACAUUUAAUCCUGUCAUGACUUCCCAGUACUUUUUCUGGUUUCUAUCUUUGCUUCCCAUAUGUUUGCCAUAUUUAAAAAUGAGUCUCAUGAGAACAAUUACAUUAUUGGUUACUUGGAUUCUCAGUCAAAGUUUGUGGUUGUAUGCUGCAUAUUUAUUGGAAUUCAAGGGAAUCGAUUCCUUUGACCACAUUUGGAUUUCUGGGAUUGUAUUUUUUAUUGUAAAUAUCAAGAUUCUUAUUGAUUUGAUCAAUUGUUAUAAAUUGUAAUUAUUUACAAUGUACCAAGUUGUAAUAAAAUGUUAGUAAUGAGUGUAAUUCAUAGGAAAUAAAGUAAAACUUGAUGUAUUUCAAUUCA